AUGGUCGCGUGGCGUCCGCGUCCUGCCGGGUCCGCGAGGUGUACGGUGCAGGCUGCGCAAGCCCCCGUCCUGCCCGCCCCUCCGCAAGUCUGCGGUUGUGGCGGGGGCCGCGUGUGGGUUUCUGGGCCCCGGCGGUGGUGGUGGCGGCGGCGGCGGCGGAACGGGCGCCUUCCCAGCCGCGCAGGAAGCGGCCUCGGCCGGAAAGGGGGCCCCGGGCGCCGCCGCUGCCCCUGCCGAGCGCCCUUCCGGCGGGCGGGCGGAGCGGAGCCGAGCGGAGCCGAGAGGGGCCGAGUCCGGGGCGGGCGGGGCCGAGCGGAGCCGAGUCGCGGCCGAGCGGAGCCGAGUUCCUGGCGGACGGGCCCGAGCGUGGCCGAGCCGGCCCGAGCCCCGGGCUGGGCGGUGGCGGAGGAGGGGGGGGAGCGCGCGUUCUUGGAAGAGCCAGGCCGGGAGGCGGUCGCAUUCCUGGCCGGCGUUCGGCUGAGGCGGACGCGCGGCUCCAGACGGCGCGAGAGGCGGGGCGGCGGCGCGGGGCGGGGCGGCGCGGGGCGGGGCGGCGGCCCGCACCCGGGGCUGCAGAAGACGCUGGAGCAGUUCCACCUGAGCUCUAUGAGCUCGCUGGGCGGCCCGGCCGCCUUCUCGGCGCGCUGGGCGCAGGAGGCCUACAAGAAGGAGAGCGCCAAGGAGGCAAGCGCGGCUGCCGUGCCGGCGCCGGUGCCCGCGGCCGCGGAGCCGCCGCCCGUGCUGCACCUGCCAGCUAUCCAGCCGCCGCCGCCCGUGCUCCCCGGGCCCUUCUUCAUGCCGUCCGACCGUUCCACCGAACGCUGCGAGACCGUGCUGGAGGGCGAGACCAUCUCGUGCUUCGUGGUGGGCGGCGAAAAGCGCCUGUGCCUGCCGCAGAUCCUCAACUCGGUGCUGCGCGACUUCUCGCUGCAGCAGAUCAACUCGGUGUGCGACGAGCUGCACAUCUAUUGCUCGCGCUGCACGGCGGACCAGCUGGAGAUCCUCAAAGUCAUGGGCAUCCUGCCCUUCUCGGCGCCCUCGUGCGGGCUCAUCACCAAGACGGACGCCGAGCGCCUGUGCAACGCGCUGCUGUACGGCGGCGCCUACCCGCCGCCCUGCAAGAAGGAGUUGGCCGCCAGUCUGGCGCUGGGCCUGGAGCUCAGCGAGCGCAGCGUGCGUGUGUACCACGAGUGCUUCGGCAAGUGCAAGGGGCUGCUGGUGCCCGAGCUCUACAGCAGCCCGAGUGCCGCCUGCAUCCAGUGCCUCGACUGCCGCCUCAUGUAUCCCCCGCACAAGUUCGUGGUGCACUCACACAAGGCGCUGGAGAACCGGACCUGCCACUGGGGCUUCGACUCGGCCAACUGGCGGGCCUACAUCCUGCUGAGCCAGGACUACACAGGCAAGGAGGAACAGGCGCGCCUUGGCCGCUGCCUGGACGACGUGAAGGAGAAGUUUGACUAUGGCAACAAGUACAAGCGGCGGGUGCCCCGGGUCUCCUCCGAGCCCCCGGCCUCCAUCCGGAAAACAGAUGAUGCCCCCUCCCAACUCCCUACGUCUUCUGAGAAGGACAAACAGUCUGGCUGGCUGCGGACCUUGGCCAGCUCUAGCAAGAGCCUUGGCUGCGUUCACCCUCGCCAGCGCCUCUCUGCUUUCCGACCCUGGUCCCCUGCAGUGUCCACGAGUGACAAAGAGCUCUCCCCGCACCUCCCGGCCCUGAUUCGAGACAGCUUUUACUCCUACAAGAGCUUCGAGACGGGUGUGGCCCCCAACGUGGCCCUGGCACCGCCGGCCCAGCAGAAGGUCGUGAGCAGCCCGCCAUGUGCCACCGUGGUCUCCCGGGCCCCCGAGCCUCUGGCUACCUGCCUCCAGCCAAGGAAGCGGAAGCUGACCGUGGACACCCCCGGAGCCCCGGAGACGCCAGUGCCCGUGGCCGCCCCGGAGGACGACCGGGACUCGGAGGCUGAGGUGGAAGUGGAGAGCAGGGAGGAGUUCACCUCCUCCCUGUCUUCGCUCUCCUCCCCAUCCCUUACCUCAUCCAGCUCCGCCAAGGACCUGAGCUCCCCCGGCGUGCAUGCCCCGCCCGCCGCGCCCGCCGCCCCCGAGGCUGCGGCCCCUGCUGACACCAUGAGCGGUGGCCUGGAGGCCGAGUUGGAGCACCUGCGGCAGGCCCUGGAGGGCGGCCUGGACACCAAGGAAGCCAAAGAGAAGUUCCUGCACGAGGUGGUGAAGAUGCGCGUGAAGCAGGAGGAGAAGUUGAGCGCCGCGCUGCAGGCCAAGCGCAGCCUCCACCAGGAGCUGGAGUUUCUGCGUGUGGCCAAGAAGGAGAAGCUGCGGGAAGCCACGGAGGCCAAGCGCAACCUGCGGAAGGAGAUCGAGCGCCUCCGAGCCGAGAACGAGAAGAAGAUGAGAGAGGCCAAUGAGUCCCGGCUGCGCCUGAAGCGGGAGCUGGAGCAGGCGCGUCAGGUGCGGGUGUGUGACAAGGGCUGCGAGGCCGGCCGCCUGCGCGCCAAGUACUCGGCCCAGAUCGAGGACCUGCAGGUGAAGCUGCAGCACGCGGAAGCGGACCGUGAGCAGCUACGGGCCGACCUGCUUCGGGAGCGCGAGGCCCGGGAGCACCUGGAGAAGGUGGUGAAGGAGCUGCAGGAGCAGCUGUGGCCGCGGCCCCGCCCCGAGGCUGCGGGCAGCGAGAGCACUGCCGAGCUGGAGCCCUAG
Molecule: messenger RNA, 2712 nt
Organism: Odobenus rosmarus divergens (Pacific walrus)
Lineage: Eukaryota; Metazoa; Chordata; Mammalia; Carnivora; Odobenidae
Gene: SKI
Product: v-ski sarcoma viral oncogene homolog (avian)
Exons: 8
Coding region: 1-2712 (903 amino acids)
Biological process (GO): negative regulation of BMP signaling pathway
Cellular component (GO): nucleus
Molecular function (GO): DNA-binding transcription factor activity, RNA polymerase II-specific; RNA polymerase II cis-regulatory region sequence-specific DNA binding; SMAD binding
Source: RefSeq, a predicted model, not a curated record